AUGAGAACUCUUCUUCUAGGCUCCUUAUACCGGAAAAAACGACAAGAUGAUCUCAGGAAAAAACUUUUAAUUGUUACAAAAUUGUGUAUAUAUGUUUAUUUAUUAUUUUUGUUCUCUUAUUCGUCUUUUAAGGAACUUGGAGUAUGGAGUGUGGAUUAUAUACCCCGAGGGACGAGGUUUGGACCGUUGAUCGGUGACAUUAUUGGCAGUAGUGAAUAUGUCUACGAUAUUAGAGAUCUGAAGAAAAUAUGGCGGAUAUACAAACAUGGCGUCCAGCAAUCAGUCGAUGUAAGCCGUGAAUCUCACAGUAACUGGAUGCGUUACGUGAACUUCGCCUUCAGUACGCGUCAACAGAAUUUGGUAGCUUGCCAGAUCGGUACUGACAUUUAUUUCUAUACAAUCAAGACGGUUCCUCCUGAUACCGAACUACUGGUAUGGUUCUGUGAAGACUAUGGAGAGCGGAUACAUCGAAGUAUGUGUUCUUCAUUGAUGAUCCGUGGCCACUAUCAGCAUGAAACGACAACUAUUCUAUCAGGUAACACGAAACCAAAUGGAACAUCAAGUUUUCGUCCAUUAAGUUCGUCUGAAAGAAGAAUGAUACCUUUUUCAAUAAUUGAUGAAAAACCAAUGAUUCGGGAUCAAACAGAACCGCUGAUUACUAGUUCGAUACGGAAACAAUCUGAAGAAGAUAUAAUUGAUUACAGUGUUCAUAAAAACUACGAUAUCUUAUCACGAGCCUCUGCUUUUCAUUUGGGUUCCAGGCGCACACACGUUCCGGAAAAAGCAUUCAAUGGUCCACCAGCUUUACAUUGUCUGUCAGAACUUACAAACGGUCUGACCACUCCCAAAUCAACUGAACUAUCUAAGCUUCACCAGACGUCUUCUAAAAAUGGAAACCAUAUUUUAAACGAUGAUAUCAUGAUAAAGAGUGCGAGAUCUAGCCCUCUCAUGAACAAUGAGCUUGCUUUAGCUCUAAAAGGCAAAGACUUUAAAUACAUGUUUGAUAAAACAGCUUGUGAUAGCUUUCGUGGUAGCAAAAAUUAUAUAAAGUCAGAAAUUGGGGAGAAAUAUAAAACUGAUAGUACCAUGCCACUUUUAGUGACGCCAUAUAGAUCUCCAACAAUAAUGUCUCCAAACAUUUCUCCAGUCUCAUCGUUCUGGAGUUCUUUCCGACCAGAAAUGGCACAUAAUAAAUUACCAUUUAAGUCAUUCUCCACGUCUAAUCCUAUCUAUUUUCCAAGCCCACCAAUACCGCCAAUUUAUCCGAUACCAAGUAUUUACCAGUAUUCUGGUUUUCAGUGGCAACUCUUCCCUCCGACAGCAUUCCAUCAGACUUCAAUAUCUGGUCAUAAUUCUCCUUCGUCAAUAUCUGGUCCAUUGACCGCUAGCAUCUCAAGUAUUUCUGACCGUCACCAUAUGCACAGGUCAUCUCUACAACCCGAGCAAGUAUUGAACCUUAGCAAACCAAAAAUCGACUCAAGCACAGGGAACAUGAGAGGCUAUCGAUCACUACCAUACCCACUGAAGAAAAAAGACGGUAAGAUGCAUUACGAAUGCAACGUUUGUUAUAAGACAUUUGGACAACUGUCGAAUCUGAAAGUUCAUUUACGCACUCACACGGGUGAACGUCCUUUUGUAUGCCAAACCUGCGGCAAGGGUUUCACACAGCUAGCUCAUCUUCAAAAGCAUCAUCUAGUACAUACUGGCGAAAAACCUCAUGAAUGUCAAUCCUGCGGUAAACGCUUCAGUAGUACAAGUAACCUUAAGACACACAUGAGACUCCACAGUGGAGAAAAACCAUUUCAAUGUAAACUUUGCCCGUCAAAAUUCACACAAUUUGUUCACUUGAAAUUACAUAAAAGAUUGCACACAGAUGAGCGACCUUAUGAAUGCCCCAACUGCAAUCGAAAAUACAUUAGCCCGAGCGGUUUAAAAACACACUGGAAGGCUGGGAAUUGCGUUUCUCCUGAUGGUAUCAGCUUUGAUAUGACAAAAUUGAUUGAUGGCAGUGCAGAUUCUGAGUUUGAUCUUGAUGUUGGAAUUGAUGGUGAAAACGAAUCGGACAUUCAAGAGAAACUGAAUAUAACAGUUCAAUCGCUAGACACCACUGCUGAUAUAUCGAGGGUCAGUGAUGUUGACGAUAACGAGCAUGAUCUAGAAGAAGGCGAACUGAUCAGGGAAGAAAUAGAUCUUGAUGCAGACGAUGAAAUGGGAGAAGAGGAAGACGAGGAAGAAGAAGACGAAGAAGAAGAACUUGAGGAAGAUGAACAUGAAGAAUGUGCAGAUGAAAAUAAAGCAGCCAAUGGCAAUAACACCCUCAAUAAUAAUAAUACUAAUAAUAACAAUGACAAUCCAAACAGGUUGUCUUUCUCAUUGACACCUAUGAAGAAGUUUAGUAGAGAGGGGUACAAUAUAUUUCAAAACCAUAUUCCUUCAGCAUCGCUAAUAUUAAAAGAUAACUGGACAAAUGGAACUAACAAAAUAGAUGAAAAACCGCCAAUAUCCAUUUUUGAAAACAUGGAAACAUGCACAUCUACAACAGACGAAAUUCACUAACUCUCUUAUAUAAUUAAACCCCAUCUAAUUAUUCUUA
Molecule: messenger RNA, 2593 nt
Organism: Octopus bimaculoides (California two-spot octopus)
Lineage: Eukaryota; Metazoa; Mollusca; Cephalopoda; Octopoda; Octopodidae
Product: PR domain zinc finger protein 1
Biological process (GO): cell fate commitment; regulation of transcription by RNA polymerase II
Cellular component (GO): cytoplasm; nucleus
Molecular function (GO): DNA-binding transcription repressor activity, RNA polymerase II-specific; protein binding; RNA polymerase II cis-regulatory region sequence-specific DNA binding
Source: RefSeq, a predicted model, not a curated record